AUGGAUGUAGAUUGCAAAGUGAUAAUGCUUACUUACUCAUUAGAAGAAGAUAUCAGAGAUACCAGUAUAAGCUCUCUUAUUGCACAUGAAUCCUUCUUUCUAUCAGUCUUUUCAGCUGUUUUUAGAGAUUCUUUAGAAGAAGCUGAUGAUUCACUAAUUGUUCUUCAAGAAUUUAGAGAAAGUGAUAAAUUACCUAAGGUGCUUCCUUCUGAUGAAGAAAUAGAUAUUAAUGAACCUUCUCACAAUGCUGCUCCUAUACAUACUAGGGCGAUUAACACAGCUAUCGAUACUUCUGUUAGAAAUCAUGACGAAUUUCAAGGAAAAUCUAAUUUAUAUACUGGAACCUCUAUU
This is a messenger RNA of Funneliformis caledonium, 351 nucleotides long. The record is from the annotation of a GenBank genome assembly. NCBI's taxonomy places the organism in Eukaryota, Fungi, Glomeromycota, Glomeromycetes, Glomerales, Glomeraceae.